AUGUCCAAACGCACCUGGUCAGCCUCCAACCCCGCUCCGCCUUCCUCCGGCAACACCUCUCAAACCUUCGUACCGCCGGACGACUGGUCCUCUCACCCCUACGCAUCCGCAUACCAAAACCUCUCGACCCCGCAGAACCCCUCCCCGCUUCACCAGUCGGUCCAUCCACCAGCCUUCGACCCUUAUGCGCCCGGAUCGAGCGACAAGCGGGCAAAAGUAGCGGGCUCGGGGCUGGAUGGGAGCUCGGAUGGGGACGAGGCGGAAGAUGGGGAAGAGGACGAUGAGGAUGAGGAGGACGAAGAGGGGCAGGGUGGGGCGGGAGGGAAGAAGGAUGGGGCGGGUGGGAAGAAGAAGGGGAAGGAUGGGAAGGUCAAGGCUAAGUUGACGAGGGGGUCCAAGGCGUGUAUAGCGUGUCGCAAGAUCAAGAUGAGAUGUAUACCGGAUGCGACGUCUGGUCCGGGUGGUCCUUGCAAGCGGUGCAAAUCAGGCGGACACGAGUGCAUCUUUGAAGAAUCCAACCGCGGCAAGCGGAGCACGCGGAAGAAUGAAGCGCUAGCGGCUCGAAUGGCCAAGAUGGAAGCUGCCUUGAAGGGCAUCGGAUCCGCGCUUAGCGCAAUCGACCAACCCUCCCUAAACUCCUUCUCCACCGCCCUCCACGGCACCGUGACCGAGCCCGACACCAUCAACCUCAUCACCUCCUACACCUCCCCCGCGACCAUCCCGACCCUCGCUGUCGCGAUGAACCGCGCCUUUAUCCACGCCGACACCUUUGUCCAAGGCUACAAUGGCGAAUCAUCCGGUAACGGCGCUAUGUCACAUAUGGCCCACUCCCAACUCUCCCCCAGGCUGCAUUCGCUUCCCGAUAACGUUCUGUCCCCGCUCGGUCUGCUCGCGGAGGCGAGUCUGCAAAAUACGCAGGGGAAACAGGGGCGGUAUGGACGGUCCCCGAUGGGUAUGGGACGGAAUGGGAGUAGUCAUCUGAGAGAGGGGAGUGUGAACCGGGCGAUGCUGAGUGAUGUGAGGGGCGGGGAGGUCAAGGGGGAUGAGAGCAAGGAGGGGGAGGAAGGGAAGAAGGAAGGGGAGGGGGCGGUCAGUCAGGAGAGUGGGUUGGCGAGUCAGAAUUACUUCAAGCCGGUUGGUGUGGGAGUGCACGUGGGACCGCCGGGGAACAGGUUACCCGAGCUGCUGACGAUCGUUACGCGGGAAGAGAUCAACGAUCUGUUCACGCUAUACUACGAUAAUUUGGCGGUGCACGUUCCUAUGCUCUACCGAGAGUUCCAUACACCCGAACUUGUCAUCCAGCGAUCUCAGUUCCUCUGUACCGUUAUCUGCGCCAUUGCCGCUCGGCACUAUACCAAAAAGCCCGAGCUGCACACUUCGCUCUCGUCCUACGCCAAGCGCCUGGCGUUCGAGGUACCUAGCAGAGGAUACAAGUCUGUGGAGGUCGUGCAGGCGUAUUUGCUGCUCAGUCUCUGGACGCUCGGGCCGGAGAAGACGUUUGAGCAGGAUCGGACAUGGAUGAUGCUGGGUAUGGCUAUCCGGAUGGCGACCGAUCUCAACCUGCACCGGAAGAGCGUGCCGUGCGAUAUUGACACAGAAGAAGGCCGAGCGAGGGAUCUCGAGAUCAUCAAUAGAGAACGUACCUGGAUCCACUGUUUCAUCUUGGACCGGUCCAUCUCUGCCCAAAUGGGCAAACCCUACACUGUCCGAGAAGACUAUAUCAUCCGGAAAACGUGCGAAGGGCAGUGGCACAAUCAACGAUUCUCGCUGUCGAGUGAUAAACCCGUAGCGGGGUAUGUGUACCUGCAGAGUAUUAUGAGUCGGGCGAUCGAUAGUAUUUACAGUAGUACGACGACUAUUAAUGGGCUGAGGACAGAUGCGGAUUAUAUGAUGAUUGUUCGAUCGGCGCAUGAGGAGCUGAGGCGAUGGAUGGUCGAGUGGAACACUCCGCGGAGUGAGAUGGACCUUCCGGCGCACUUUGAAUGGGACUCCCGCGCCCAGUUCUACUACUCGUAUCACUCGCUCGUGCUGUACUCGUUCGGUCUCGAGAACGCCUUGGAGCGCUCCCGGAUGGACAUCUCGUUCUUCCUCAAUAACGUGUACGAGGCGGCUACGCGGGUGUGCACGAUCGUUAAGGAUGCGUUUGUCCCCUCGGGGUACUUGCGUUAUGUCCCGGACACCAACUUUGUGAUGUGUUCUUACGCUCUGCUAUCGCUAUUGAAGCUCCUAAAGCCCGAGUUGAGGACGUAUCAUGACUCCGAAGAAGCUAUUUUCAAGCUCGUCACGGAAAUGGCAGACAACCUCGAAGCAUGCGCCACUGACCCCUCACACCAACCCGCCAUCUACUCGGCCUUCAUCCGCGAGAUUGUGCGCAAGACGAAAGAGGCCCGAAAUCCGCCUCCGCCGUCCGCGCACCCGUCCCGACCCGGAUCACCGGGCAUGAACGGCACGAUUGACCCGGCGCUCACGAAAGGCUCUGGGCCGGGCGUGGGGCAUCACGAUGUGGAGGGGAUGGAAGGGCUCGAUCCGGCGCUUUUGGAUGUGGCGAAUUGGGGACAGCACGGGGAUGAGCCUGGGCAUUUUACGUUUAUCCCUCAAGGUGGUGAUAUGAUGAUAUUACCUUCGGCAGCUGGACCCUCUGAAUCAAUAGCCAACUCCCCUUCGGCCGCAUAUCUCUCCCACUUUACAAACAAUCUCCCCUCGUCAGCUUACACCCCCCACUCUACCGGGAACGGGAACGCAAACGGGCUCGGCGGCGGUGGCGGCCCCAGCGGACCCGGCGCGCCCCCGCCGACCAACAAUACGUCCGGCUGGGCAGAGUACCUGCCCACAUUCAUGUCGAGCGAUGGGUUUGAUGGGUGGGAUGGAAGCAUGCUGUUGCCUGGGUUCGGGAGGGGGCAGAUCACGCUCAGUGGGGGGUUGUUGCAUUCUCAGUUUGGGAGUGGGAUCAUUACGCCGGCACAGCAUACGCCUUCGCAGUCCCGUGCGGGAAGUAGGCAGGCGAGUCGGGCGACAUCCCCGGCGAGUUGA
Molecule: messenger RNA, 3030 nt
Organism: Dioszegia hungarica
Lineage: Eukaryota; Fungi; Basidiomycota; Tremellomycetes; Tremellales; Bulleribasidiaceae
Product: fungal-specific transcription factor domain-containing protein
Exons: 17
Coding region: 1-3030 (1009 amino acids)
Biological process (GO): regulation of DNA-templated transcription; DNA-templated transcription
Cellular component (GO): nucleus
Molecular function (GO): DNA-binding transcription factor activity, RNA polymerase II-specific; transcription cis-regulatory region binding; zinc ion binding
Source: RefSeq, a predicted model, not a curated record